AUGUCGCCGGCGUUGACCGAUACCGGAGAUUUGUAUCUUCAUAAAGGUCAGAUUUUCAACACUCAAUCUUCAUAUAAUCUUUUAAAGCAGCAGAAAAUAUUUCCUGGGGUUCCAAUGGAUCACAAUAUUGGACAUACAGGUCAGGGUCAAGAUCCGAACCCGUCUCCUUUUGGGUCCUCUGCAAAGCUGCAAAAACCCAGAUUGUAUAAGAAGAAGUACAUGGGUUCUCAUAAGAAGGACCAACCUUUCAACCCUUUUAAGGGUUUUGUGGAAAAUCAAGAAAUGGACAUGGGUUUGGGGGUGGGGGGUAAUUUGGGGGUCGGGGGUAAUUUGGGGUAUUGGGGUAGUGGGGAUGUUGGUAAUAAAGGGUUUGUUUUUGGAGCUAGUAGAAUUAGUGGUAGUAAUGAUAAAAGUGGUCCGUUUGGAGCAAAUUCAAAUUCCAAUGUAGGGGAAGGAACAUUUCUUGUUGAUGAAAUGAGAAAACUGAAACUUGAAAGUGAGAAGAAAAUGAAUGUGAGUGGUGUAAACAACAAUGUGGUUAAUUCUGUUGCUGAUAAAGGAGGGUCUUUCGUGUUUACGGGUGGCGAUGUGAAACUUGAUGAAAUGGUAAGCAAGGAGAUGGAGAGCAAGUUAAAGAUCGAUAGUAAGGGAAAUGUUGACUCUGCACGGAAUGUAAAACCCGAGUUUAACAUGUUUGGUAGCUUGUCGAGUAGUGAAAAUGUUGAUAAUAAGUUUGGUGGGGGUGUAGGAGUUAAUCUCUUGAAUGAGAUGAACAAGUUGAAUAUCAAAGAAAGCAUUGAGAAUGACGUGAAGGACUAUGCCUAUAAGGAAAGAGGCUCUUUGGGUGGAAACUCCGAGACCUUGCUUCAUGAUAAGAUGAAAAACAUGCAUAUAAAUGAGAAUGUAAAGGUUGAUCCAAGUUCAAGUGACCCCAGUGGAAAUAUUGUUAAUAAACAUGAUAAUGUGAAUGACUCGGGUGUUGGAAGCAGAAGCAGAGGCCAUUUUGGUCAAACACAGACUGAUAUGCCUGCUUUCGCAGAUAAUGUGGAUAAAGGGAAGACUGAAUUUUCGGGCAAUACCAAUGCUGGUGGAAUUUCAGAUUCAAUUCCUUCAGGGUUCUCAUUUCAGGCUGCGACGCAGAAUAGUCCCUAUACUAAUCAGGUUGAAUUUAGUUUCACUACAAAGUCUGAUGUUAUGCUAAUGCAAAACUUUGGAUUUAAGACACCAACUGUUAAAGGAAGCUUAAAUAAGAAAGUUGAAACUAGAAGGGAAGCGACUAAAGACCCCAGAUACAAGAAAAAGAAAGGGAAACCUAAGCAAACACACUCAACUCCAGUGGACUUUGCUCAAGACUUUGCCUUCAGAGGAAGUUCAGAAGAGAAUGCCGAACCUUCCGAACCAUAUUCACCAAUGGAUAUUUCUCCGUAUCGUGAAGCACCAACAGAUAAUACAUUGUCAAGGGAAACUUCUUUGGCUUCCGAUGAGUCCUUUAGUCUGAAUGAGAAUUAUGGAUGUAGUGAUUCACGACCAGUGGUUGCAAAUGAUGUAACAGAUAAAGAUCUGGUAGAUGCAACAGAACGCAUGAAUAUCAAUGAAAAUGAUAUGACAUACAACGAAACAGAAGAAGUAAAAUCUGGACACUCUAUUCAUCAUGGUGAAGAUACAGGUGGUCCUUUUGAAGAGUCUAUAUCUGGGACUGAGACUGAAAGCUUCAAAUCUGCUACCGAGCAUUUAGAUUAUAGUACUGAUUCUUUCAUAACUGCAGCAGAUAAUGAAGUGACUUCCAAAUCAACAAUCGAGAGACAAGAUAGUGAUGGAGGAAGUCAGUUUAGUGUUACUUCAAAUUUUGAAGAGGGUUGCAUUGAGGGUAACUUCAUAUUUGGUGCAUCCUCUGUUACUCAAAAUCAGAUAGCAGCAGCAACACGGCAACAGAAGAAGAAAAAUCGAACGAAGCUCACCAAUGAAUCGUGUAGUUCAAUGUCAACUACACAAUUUUCUUACACAUCAUCACCAGUGCAAUUUUUGCAAGUUUCUGGAUCUCCUCUUUCAUCUCCCACCCAGGGUAAGAAAGGAUUUAUACCUGCUUUGACAAGCCAUAGCCAGGGAAAUGAUGAACCAGCUAAGGUGCAGAAGGUCAACCAUGAAACGGUUGCGGCAAGCAUGGCUGCUCAGGAAGCUUGUGAAAAAUGGCGAUUGAGGGGGAAUCAAGCCUAUGCAAAUGGGAACUUGUCCAAAGCUGAUGAAUUCUACACACAAGGACUGAACUGUGUGUCUGGAAGCGAGACAUCUAAGAGCUGUCUUCGGGCUUUAAUGUUAUGUUAUAGCAACCGUGCAGCAACCCGUAUGUCUCUUGGAAGAAUGAGAGAAGCACUUGAGGAUUGUAUGAAGGCUAUUGCAUUAGAUCCGAACUUUUUCAGGGUCCAAGUUCGAGCUGCAAACUGUUACCUUGCCCUUGGGGAAGUCGAAAAUGCAUCAAAGUUUUUCAUGAAGUGCUUGCAACAAGGGCCGGAGGUGUGUGCGGACAGAAAAAUAUUGGUGGAAGCUUCGGAGGGCUUGGAAAAGACACAGAGAGUAUCAGAAUGUAUGAAGCAGUGUGUGGAACUUCUGCAAAGGCGAAGGCAAAGUGAUGCAGACUUGGCCUUGGGUGCAAUCUCUGAGGCUUUGACAAUAAGCACCUAUUCGGAGAAACUUCUUGAAAUGAAAGCAGAUGCUCUUCUCUUGCUGAGGAGGUACGAAGAGGUGAUUCAGUUAUGUGAGAAGACACUUGAAUUUGCUAAGUCAAAUGCUCUGCCUUCUAAUUCCAGUUACCAGUCAUCGGAAUUAGAUAGUGCGGCCACAAAGAGAAGUGCUUCCUCUGGGAUCUGGUGUUUUUCUAAAAUAGUCAAGUCUUACUUUUAUCUUGGGAAGCUUGAAGAGGCUGACACUUUUAUGAAGAACCAAGAAAAAUCGAUGUGUCUAAUGGAAAGUAGUGGACUCAAGAAUUUGGAAGCUGUUGUUCCUUUAGCUGUAACAAUACGUGAGCUCUUGUGCCUCAAGGCUGCUGGAAAUGCGGCAUUCCAAUCAGGAAAGCAUGCAGAAGCUGUUGAGCAUUAUACUGCUGCAGUAUCAUGUAAUUUUGAGUCGCGGCCUUUCACUGCAAUAUGUUUCUGCAAUCGUGCUGCUGCAUACCGUGCUAUGGGUCAAAUUUCAGAUGCCAUUGCAGAUUGCAGCCUGGCAAUUGCCCUAGAUGGGAAUUAUGUGAAGGCACUUUCUAGACGGGCUUCUCUUUUUGAGAUGAUCAGAGAUUACGGACGAGCAGCUUCAGAUCUUCAGCGACUUGUAUCCCUUCUGACAAGGCAUAUGGAAAAUAAAGUUGGUGGAUCUGGAUCACAUAACAAAAUGAGUUUCAUAAGUGAGAUUCAGCGAACACAACAAAAGCUUUCGGCAAUGGAGGAAGAAGCCAGAAAGGAGAUCCCCUUGAACUUUUACCUCAUUUUGGGAGUUGAUUCAUCUGCUGGUGCAUCAGAAAUUAGGAAAGCCUAUAGAAAAGCUGCGCUCAAGCAUCACCCUGAUAAGGCUGGGCAAUCACUGGCUAGAAAUGACAAUGCGGAUGAUGGACUGUGGAAAGACAUAGCAGAAGAAGUCCACAGAGAUGCAGACAGGCUCUUUAAGAUGAUAGGCGAGGCCUAUGCAGUGCUUUCGGACUCUGCAAAGCGUUCACGUUAUGACCUUGAAGAAGAGAUGAGAAAUAGUCAAAGUAGAGGCAAUGAGAGCAGCACAUUCAGAACACACACGGAUUUUAACAAUUAUCCGUCUGAGAGAAGUGGAAGUAGACACCAGUGGGAAGAUGUGUGGAGAGCAUAUAAGAGUACCCAGCCCAGAGAGUCGGACAGAAAUAGAUCAAACUGGUAGUUGUGAUGAACUAGCUGUGCUUGAGCUUUCAUACAGUUCAAUCCAGCCACGUGUUCAGCAUUCUGCUUGCAUGUGUAGUCUGCUGUUAGCGCAGGAUGUGUGAGAACAUGUGUGAGAAAUGACAAAAGAAGAGGCGUGAAAUUUGUGGAUGAAGUAUUUUCAACAUACUGACACCUCACAUGUUACCAUUAUAAAAAAAAACAUUCUGACACCUCACACCUCUGCCUUUCAUAUUUGGCACUUCCUGACUAUUCAUUUGAGCAGAGAUGAACAAAAAGUUGUUACAUAAAACCUCGUUUGAGGAUUUCAAACAUUGGCGUAGCAACUUUGAGAGGGAUUCGAAUGUACAUCAAGCCGGACUCAUGCAUGCAAAAAUGUUUCGGCAACAAACGAGGAUAGCCUGCACGGAUGCUGUUGUAUAGUUAUCAGACAAUGUAUACAGACAUGCUAUAGAGACCAGCUCAACGGUUUGAGAAGGAUAUGACUGAUUUUUUCUAAAGUGAUAUUUGUAUCAUUUUCUGUUCCAGUUCAUUUCUGCAUUUAAAUUUUAGGCAAUACUUGUAAUUUUGUUUGUGUACAGAAGUGUGUGCUUGUAUUUGAAAUGUCGAAAGAAUGAUAGAGUGGUUUCUUUUUUUUCCUUUUCAUUUUCCUGAUUGUGGGUGGGGUUUUCUGUUGUUUGUAAUACACUAAAGUCAAUUCCUUUUGAGCAAUUUGAUAAUUAUUUGAUUUGUUUUUAGUCAA
Nicotiana attenuata is the source of this 4632-nucleotide messenger RNA. RefSeq lists its product as uncharacterized. Lineage: Eukaryota; Viridiplantae; Streptophyta; Magnoliopsida; Solanales; Solanaceae. The coding region runs from base 1 to 3891 and encodes 1296 amino acids. The record is from RefSeq and is a predicted model, not a curated record. Gene Ontology annotation, molecular function: protein binding. The transcript is spliced from 11 exons.